AUGCAGGUGCCUCGGCCACGCAUCACUGCCCGAUUGCCACCCCGGGGGGGUUUAACAGCCACCCCAGUUUGCCACCCAGGCACUCCGGGCAUUGUGUCAGGAUUGCAGGGGGUGCUGGCGGUGUGGUUGUCCCUCAGCCUGCUGGCAGGGACGGGGGCUGAGGAGAUGUGUGGGGACCCCCCCCCGCUGCCUCCUCCCGCUCCGUCCCCGCUCCCCAGCUCAGCCCUGAGGGAGUGGCUCUCCCCCCACAUCCCCGCGGGCCUGCGCUGUGACGCCUGCCACGCCAUCGCCUUCCAGAUUGAGGAGCAACUGCGCAGGGCAGAGGGGAAGGUGGGCAGGAGGGCACUGAGCGAGUCUGACUACAUGGAGGUGCUGGAGAGAAGCUGCUUCCAGGGCUGGGAGAGCUAUGGGCUGCAGGAGCUGGAUGGGGAGAAGCGGCUGACAGGGCCGGGGCUGCUGAGACAAGAGACCGUGGCCGUGAUGGUGACAGGGGGACCAUGGCCGGGCAGACUGUCCAAGAUGUGCCACAGCUACGUGGGGGAGCAGGGAGAGGCACAGAUCUACAGGGCACACCGGCGGGGCCCGGCUGCCCUGCGGGAGCUGCUCUGCCACGGGGAGAAGGGGCCCUGUGCCAGCGGGAAGGCUGGGGGGCCACCCCCCCCCAAGGCCACGCAGAAUGAGCUGUAGCCCUGGCAACAGUUAAUGCUUAAUGCCCCAACGACCCUUCGGAGCCGACUUCGUCCCCAGCGGGAGCCAACACGUGCCGGGACGUUGGGCGCCUUCCUGGUAUCACCCAUCACCAGUGUCACACUUGACACCCAGCCCCGCCAUGCCAGGGAUGAUGAUGGUGGCAACGGAGUCCCACACCGCCAGACCCCCCCCUCCCUGUGACCCAGGAAUUACUCUGGUAACCCACCGGCUUCUAAUGUUUUUACCAAUGUGGUGCUCCGGCGGGAGCGUCCCAGCCUCGCCAGCGGUGCCAGCCCUAAUUAAAGGAGUUAAUGG
Calypte anna (Anna's hummingbird) is the source of this 1005-nucleotide messenger RNA. It is a transcript of the gene MZB1, whose product is annotated as marginal zone B and B1 cell specific protein. NCBI's taxonomy places the organism in Eukaryota, Metazoa, Chordata, Aves, Apodiformes, Trochilidae. The record is from RefSeq and is a predicted model, not a curated record. Gene Ontology annotation, cellular component: extracellular region; endoplasmic reticulum chaperone complex. Gene Ontology annotation, biological process: regulation of B cell proliferation.